UGACGUCUUCGUGCUUGGUAAAAUAUUUCAUCAUGGGAAACCGAACGGGUCGGUUCGUGACAACAUUGACAAGCGCAUGAAGGUCAUUCAUGCUUGAGAAUUCGUCACUUGAAAAUAUUGAUCUACAUUUGCUAAAACCCACUUCUUCCGUUUCCUGUUAGCUCAUGACGCAUGAUUUUCUUCGGAACCAAACUGUGAAUGAUCGCGAAGUUUUGUUCUUUGGGCAUUUUAGCUGACCUACUAGAUACUGUUUGUCUUAGCUACAGCCAGCGCUGUCGACCAACGCAGUGAGUUAUAUUUACAGUUGUCCCUUCUACUUCCCAUUUUGAUUAGUGAUUUAUCUUUCAGAUAGAAUGGUUUUGGUGUUGUUAUACUUGCCGUAUGCCUUAACGCCGAAAACUGGGGCUCCAAAGUAUUCGUUUGUUCCCGUGCGACUAGAAAAAUCAAAGUGCUUUGAAAGCCAUUGGCCCUUUCUGUAAAUGAAAUAUCACCGAAAAUUAGCAACCUUGAUAACAGAUUAAUUAUGCCAAUAACGCUUUUGUUGUAUUCUGUUUUCUCAGAAAUGUUAUUCGUGUAUUUCUUCCAAUAUUAGUUUGACAGGUAGCCUCACUUAACGUAAUUGAGUGGACAAGCUAUCCAACUGUUUUAUUGAGUAUGUUUCUUGAGCCUAAAAUGCAAUUGCAGAAAUAUUUUUUAUUUGCUCUGCGUCGUAUUUCCUAACUGCACGUUUUAAUUAUUCACAAUUCUCCCCGCCUCGUAACUGAAUGUAAUGAAUUUGUGUUAUUACAACCAGAAUUACUCUAUUUAUCUCAACAAAAAAAUCGCAGGUUAUUUUCAGCUCCCAUAAAGGACAGCUGUUAUGGUUUCGAUAUGUGUACAGAAAACAUUUUUAAUUUUUUAUGAUUAUGGCGAGUAAACAUUUCUUGCUUAGGUCUAAUUAUAUUAUAGAUUCCAUUGUCGAUAAGAAGUAUCUGUGCAGCACUUUUUUAUAUCAUUUUUUUAAAAUUUACUUUCAUUAUGAAAAUGUCAUAAUAGUAGUCAAUUCAUUAUCAAUGUAGUAUUAAAUGACCCAUGCAGAACCUCAUAUCAUCAGAUGCCUAAACACAUCUCAUGCUCUGUCUUACUGUCCUUUUAUAGUCACAUUGUUUACAUAUUCUCAAAUAAUACCCAGUCAUGUAUUAUUAAAAAAAUUAAAUACAGGUUCUAAGUAUUCUUGCCUUUCAAAGUGAUGGUGCCAAUGAUUUUUAAGUUGCAUACUCUCAACGUUACUAGAAAAAACUCUCGCUGCCUUGAAACCCUUAGGCUAUUUCUUUCUUCACCACGCAAUAGCUAAUGAUUUGUUAAGUAUGUAAAUGUGUUACGCUCUUUAACUUGUCAUCCUUAUUCAUAAAUCACAUUAUGAUGUCCACCCCUUGGCAUGCUAUGUUGUUUCAUUAGAUAUGCUUUGCUAAUGGCCUCUUGCUUGCAACUAAAUUAUUAAAUUUUUAAAUCCAUGAUGAAGCACCCUGGAAACAGAUGAAAGCGCUAAUAUUGCAAAUAAUGCUGUAAAAAUAUUUACUGCUAUUUUUAAGGAAAAGGUCAAUCAAUGUAAUCAUUUAUUUUCCCACUGACUCAAAACACAUAAAAAACAGUGUUUAUGAACAAAGUGUAUGUAGCUUUGAGGGUGAGACCAGAGAAAUUCUAUGAGCUUUUGCAAGGUAGUCUCCCUUACAGAACCUUUGUAAGAGGGUGUGAUGGCUUCUCCCUUUGUUGUUGACAAAAUUUAUUUAUAGAUGGAAUUGUUUUCAUCAAGGUUCAGUGUGCAAAGAAAGUAUUGUCCGAUAGCCCGGGACUAGUGAAUUUUGCUAUCGGGCUGUGAAUUCUGUUCUUAACUUGCCUGAUGGGGAAGUGAAGUUUUUUUGAGGAGUUCAAAUUACAGAACUGUGUAAUUAAUCCUGCUUAUCAAAAAGUUUUUGGGGCUAGUUGAAAUGAAUUUUGGGCUAGUAAAAUUUAUACUAGCCACAGCUUGCCCGAAUCCUGCUUAUCAAAAAGUUUUUGGGGCUAGUUGAAAAGAAUUUUGGGCUACUAAAAUUUAUACUAGCCACAGCUUGCCCUAAUGGCGAGGUGUAAAACUGACUUUCUUUCCACCCUGAGGGCAAAAAAAAAAUCCCGUCCAGUUGUCUGGGACAGGUAGAUUUACCGACUGCACAAGUAGCAUUUCAUAUAUUUAGCAACGGCAUAGGCAAGUCAUCCUUACAUAAUUAAAGCAAACGUAACUCAAGCAUGCAACUGCCUUGGGCAAACAAAAUUUGAGGGCUCCAUUGUCUGAAGGGACAAGCUAAAAUUGACAGGACUUUUUAAGCCCUGUUUUAUUUGACCUAUUUACAGUUUAAUACUAAAUAGAAUAAUGUAUGUUUCUACAAAUAAUCAGAUGAGUGGUGUAGUAUUUUUCGAGGUAUUGGGUGACAUCUUGAACAAAAUGUUACAAGACUUAGUAAAUUAUCUUCAUCACUUCAAGCUGGCAAUUAUAUGUAUUUUAUUCCUUGUCGUUUAAACAAGUUACAAAUUGUUGAAUAUUGAGUUUGAAAAAGCAGAGCUCAUCUCUAAUAGUUUUCUUUCAACACUGUUCAAUAUGAUGAAUGACCUGCUGUAACGCCUUCCCAGUUGUUUUGUUUAACACGUGACCCGGUCACGCGCAUCCGGGUUUUCAGUUUUUUGUAAGCUCGACUAGAGAGCGGAGUGUUUUUGGCAACGUCGCCCAACGCAGUUCUUUAGGCUUCGCACGAAGCAUGUUGUAAUAGCCAUUACAGUCUUUGACGGUCCCUUCGGUCCGUUAACAUCUUGUGAACCAGCAUUAAACGGAACUAAGGAUCUUGUUAGACGUUUUGGUCAUUGUGGAGUGAACCUUUCAGAAUUUCUGCAACGCAUGUUGCCCCCUCGCGCCGCCUUCACCCAAAAGCGGUCGCUACAGUCAAAGACUCGUAUUUACCUCAAGGAACUUUGAAGACUCCUGUUUAAUCUGAGGAACUCCAACGAAUUGUAUUUACGCCGAGGAACUUUACCAUGGAUUCAGCAAAAUUCGAUGAUAAACACGAGGAUACCGGACUCGGGCUAACCUUCGUGUCGAGACCAGAGGAAUUUCUCAUCGAGAAGAGCAAAAAAAACACACCUCAAGCCCAGCUCACGAAGAAAUCGUCGACUCAACAAAGACUGAGGUUAGCUCAUCUGUUAUUUUACCGGAUAAUGUGUCUUUACGUCCAAAAAUAGAGGAAAUUUCAUCGAUUACAAAUGCCGACAUUAUUGUCGAUUCGAGUAACACUAGGCCCAGGACCCUCACGGCCAAAGGGCGGGAAUACAAAUGUGGCUUGAAGAGAAGCGCUGCGAUAGAUAACGACCGUCAGUUUCGCUCUAAAUUAGACACUUUUAAAGAGCAAAUCCUCUCAGGCAAAGAUCCUAAGGAAAUUAAGGAAGAUAUUUCAGCUUUGAUCAAGGAGUUAGACAUUGUCUUACAAAGUUUUGACCAAUGGAUAGAGCUAUCAGAUGAUUCGGAUGAAACUCAUCAGGCCACAAGUAAACAAGCUUAUCUGCUUGACACAUGGAAAGCAGUUCAUGAUACAGCCGUGAAAGAAAUUGACAAAUUACAAAAUGAUGCAGCCUCUAUCACAUCUCAAAGGUCCCACCGUUCACGAGUCUCGAAAGGGUCGGGAUCAAGUAGAAGUUCUUGCAAGGAGACCCUGCUUGAAUUUCGAGCUAAGAGAGCAGCCCUAGAAGAAACGUUGAAGUUUUCAGCAGUUAUUGCCGAACAAAAACAGAAACUGGAACAGUUGAAAAUACAAAAAGAACUUGGAGAAGUCACUGCACAAGAGCAAGUCUACCAAAAAGCAAUGCAAGAAGAAAACUGUCUGCAGUCGCCUGCACUGCCGACAGAAACCUAUGAUCCAAUUUCCACCUUUAUUGCCAGCAAUAAUGCUGGCGAAUAUCGUCUACACCGGGUGCGCCUGCUACAACGCUCUUUGACACUAGAACACCAGUGACUAAAGUGACAGUGGCGUCAUCGUCCACACCACUUGACGUUGUAUCUGUAUCUUUGAAUCAAGGCCCUCAAGGAUCAACCAAUCGAAUCUCACACUCUACCACUGCAACCACCUUCAGCUUAAGAGGACAAGCUCCUCCAGUUUACACAUCGCCUGCGUGUACUAUGUCCCAAAUUGGACUCACACCUCCAAGAGGUUUUUGCGGAAAUUUUCCAGCGUUUGUACCAUCGUCAUAUACAGCCUACUCCCCUGCACCCCAAGAUUAUUCAGUGCAACUAACUGACACCCUAGCCAAGAUCAGUCAGCUACAACGCCUCCCUCAAGCCACGCCAGAUGUUUUUAAGGGUGAUGAGACUGACAAGACUAAAUUCUUCCUGUGGGAGAAUUCUUUUGAUAGUCUGAUUGAUUCAGCACCAGUGACAGCCCAACAGAAACUACACUUCUUGUACCAAUAUUUGGAUGGCAAAGCCAAAAAGUGGUAGAGCAGCUUCAGUACUUAGUGCAGAACCCUGAAAGUGCGUAUCAACAAGCCCGCACAAUCCUCAAGGAACGUUUUGGCCACCCAGCAAUAAUCAGUACCAGUUUUCAGAAGAAAUUAACAACCUGGCCAAAGGUGGGACCGAACGAUGCAGCAGCCUUAGAAGAAUUCAGUGACUUCCUUCAACAGGUGAAGAUUGCAAGCGAACACAUUUUGAGUCUCCAAGUCCUUAAUUACCCGUCACAGAUUCAAAGUCUUGUCGAAAAGCUGCCAUCGUGGUUCAAGCCCAAAUGGUCUGAUAAAGUGCUGAAACUUCAGAAGAAAGAAGGCAAGGACACAUUCCCUUCAUUUGCAGACUUCGCUCAAGAAGUGCGUUACCACGCUGAGCGUGUCAACAUACCUCAAAUUGUUCAAGCUUCAGGUUCAAGUGGUACACCACAGACAGACCGUUUCAAACCUUUGAACCGCCAACCCCGCCUGCGUCCUCCAGCUGUUAAUCUGACCUCCACUUCACCCCCAGUAACAAUGGCGAGACAAAUGCUAAUCACGAAGAACCAAUAGAAAUCUCCAAUGUGCUUUCAACCCAUGCUCAGCAACCGGACACUACCAAAGCUACUGCGGCUAACACGUAUUGCUUCUAUCACAAGAUGAAGUCUCAUAGCAUGAACGAUUGCGAACAGUUUCAGAAAUUAGGAUACGAAGAACGCAGAGAUUUCCUAAUGAAAAACAAAGUCUGUCUCAAGUGUGUUAAUUCCAACAAACAUGUUGCCAGAGACUGCGAACAAGACAGGCUAGAUUGCAAGAUAUGUCGACAGAAACAUGCCACUGUACUGCAUGACCCAUCCAGGCACAAAGUGAUUAAUGCCAGUGAAGCGAGGUCUGCUUGCUCACGAGUCUGCAAUCAAGGGCAUUCUGCUCGUUCAUGCGCUAGAAUAGUUCUCGUCGAAGUCUUCCAUCAAGACAACCCUUCAGCAAGGAUGCUGACCUAUGCAGUUCUGGAUGACCAGUCAACAGAUGUCUUCAUCACAGACACUCUUCUCGACCAGUUGCAGGUCAAAGGCCAGGAAGUUAACCUCAAUAUCAGUACGAUUGCGGGCGUGAACACUGUGCGUACUCAGAAAGUAAACGGAUUGCACAUCAAGGACACAGACAGUCGACACAAUUCUAUUAGGAUUCCGUUUGCAUACUCACAAGAGAAAAUUCCAGCUAGCCAUCAGGACAUCGCCACGCCUAACAUUGCCCAACUCUGGCCGCACCUUAAGGAGAUCGCCCACCACAUCCACUAUCAUCCCGGAGUAGAGAUAGGAUUGUUAAUCGGUCGUAACAUCCCAUCUGCCUUUCAGCCAUUACACGUUAUAUACGGCAAAGACAAUGAGCCGUGGGCUGAAGAGUACAAGUUCGGCUGGACGAUCAUCGGUCCAGUUUGUCUAGACAACCAACAAGACAGUACGGCUUGUGCAACAGUUAACCGCAUCACCGUACGACGAGAAGAUUCUCACAACCUCUUCAAUGUUCCAACGAGCAACAGUUCCAGAGAAGAGGCCGUAGCCUCUUUCGCUUCCAAACAUCAAUCUAAGGAUGUCACUACGCCCCAGCAGAUAAGAGAAAUGAUGCAAUUGGAUUACAGUGAACUACAUCAUAGCCGAACCAUCCGAGGCACUGAGAACACCGAGUCUGUCGAGGACAGACGUUUCAAUGAUCUUCUUACCACAAGCAUCCAUACAAAUGAACUGGGCAAUUGGGAAAUGCCGCUACCACUGAGGACAGACAAGUUGAGUCUGCCGAACAACCGAGAACAAUGCCUAAACAGGCUACUAGGCAUAAAAAGAAAACUUCUCAAGAAUGGCAAGGUUUUGAAGCAAUAUACUGAGUUCAUGCAGAAAAUGUUUAACAAGAACCACGCCAGUCUCGUCCCAUCAGAUCAACUCAAGACUGCCACAGGAAAGGUGUGGUACUUGCCUCAUUUUGACAUUUAUCACCCCAAGAAACCUGACCAAAUUAGAAUCGUUUUCGACUGCAGUGCCAUCUUCCACAACGAGUCUCUCAACAAACAUCUGCUACAGGGCCCUGACAUGAUGAAUGCCCUCGUUGGUGUGCUCUCGCGGUUUCGAAAGGAAGAGACAGCAGUGACAUGCGACAUUGAACAGAUGUUUCAUAGUUUUCACGUCAGCCCGGAACACAGAGACUUUCUACGAUUUCUGUGGUUCAAGGAUAACAACUUAGAGAGUCAAAUCGUAGAGUACAGCAUGAACGUCCACCUUUUCGGGGCAGUCUCCUCCCCAGGAGUUGCUAAUUUCGGUCUCAGAAUGACAGCAGAAGCCGGCAGAGAACAGUUUGGCAAUGAGGCCGCAGACUUCUUGAAGAACGACUUCUACGUAGAUGACGGGUUGAAAUCUUUCGCCACACCAGCUAAAGCAAUCAAUGUCAUCAAGAAUACCCAAGCCAUGUGCGCAGCAGUCAACCUACGCCUGCACAAGUUUGCCAGCAACAGUGAGACUGUGCUGGAAGCCUUACCUGCUGAAGAUCGUUCCAAGGACUUGAAGGACCUCGAUCUACGUCACGAUGUCUUACCUGUCCAACGAUCCUUAGGUACCUAUUGGUGCAUCCAGUCUGAUACCAUUGGAUUUCGAAUUGAGCUCAAGGACAAGCCUCUCACCCGUCGCGGAAUUCUAUCAACUGUGAGUUCAGUUUAUGAUCCGCUUGGUGUCAUUGCACCUGUCAUCUUAGUCGGAAAACAGUUGCUCCAAGAACUGUGCCGCGAAGGCAUCGACUGGGACGACCCAGUUCCUGCCCACAUCCGUUCACAAUGGGAAAAUGGAGAUCCGAACUACCUCUUGUGGAGACGAUCAAGAUAGCAAGGUGUCUCAAGCCACCUGAUUUCGGCGAACCAGUUGCCGUGGAGUUACACAGCUUCUCCGAUGCCAGCAACACAGGCCUCGGCCAGGUAACCUACCUACGUCUUGUAAACAGUUCAGGCCAAGUACAUGUCAGCUUCCUGAUGGGCAAAGCUAGGGUCGCGCCACUAAAGCCAAUGUCAAUUCCACGCCUUGAACUGACCGCCGCCGUGGUUGCUACUAACGUAGCCUCCAUGCUCAGCCAAGAGCUUAACUACAGUAACCCAGUGAAAUUGUUUUACACGGACUCUUCCGUCGUUCUAGGGUACAUUCGAAAUGACGCGAGACGCUUCCAUACGUACGUCGGAAAUCGUGUUCAACACAUCCGCGACAGAUCAAACCCACAGCAGUGGCAUUACGUUAGCAGUCCGAACAACCCAGCUGAUAUCGCGUCAAGAGGUGCCACCACCAAAGAGCUUUCUGAACACGAACUAUGGUUCAAUGGCCCUGAAUUCCUAUGGGAAAGCGAAGUACCGGUGAUCAGCCUAGACCAAGUUGCGGAUCUACAACACGAAGACGUUGAAGUGAAGAAACCUAAGUCCACCGUCUGCAUUUCAAGCCAUGAAGAAACCAAAAGCGAGGAGAAGGAGAGCUCUCACAGUAUUCUAGAACCAGAACGCUUUCGCCAUUCAUCUUCCCUCAUUCGCCUAAAGAGGAGCAUUGUGCGCAUCCAGAGAAUGAUAGAACAGAGACGCCCUAACAGGCAGUUCAACACAAGGCCCAACACCGGCCCCCUUCAGUCGAAGAAUUACGCUUAGCAGAAGAAGUAAUUCUCAAGUCAGUUCAGUUCGAGCACUUCGGCAAGGAGAUCCAAAUCCUUCAAAAUGCCAACCACCAAGAUGGUAUGUUCCAGGAUCGCCACAGUGCUCAUACCAGGAACGAAACGAUCAAGAAGACAAGUUCUCUCUACAAACUGGACCCCUUCUUAGACAGCAAGGGAAUCCUCAGAAUUGGCGGACGACUCCUAAAAGCCGAAUUAGAUUAUGGCAUAAAACAUCCGAUCAUAUGUCCAAAGAAGAGUCACGUGACGAAUCUCCUCAUCCGACACUUUCACAGCAAAGAGCACCACCCAGGUUAUGGGAUGACCCACAACUCCAUCAGGCAAGCAGGUUAUUGGAUUGUGAACGGUCGUUCUGUUGUCUCCCAUCUCCUGUCAAGCUGUGCCAUUUGCCACAAAUUGCGCGGACGAACACAAGUCCAAAAGAUGGCAAAUCUUCCUGAAGAACGUGUGACACAAGCACCGCCCUUUACCUACACGGGUAUGGACGUUUUCGGCCCAUGGUAUAUUAAGGAAGGCCGAAAGGAAUUGAAACGUUGGGGCAUCGUCUUCACGUGCCUCUCAUCCCGGGCGAUACACCUUGAAACCUUGAACACUAUGGAAACAAGUUCAUUCAUUAACGCGCUCAGAAGAUUCAUCAACAGAAGAGGCAAAGUGCGCCAACUAAGAUCAGAUCAAGGAAGCAACUUCAUCGGAGGAAGAAACGAGCUCAAUGCAGAGGUGAACACUGACACAGUGAAGAACUUCCUAUUAACACAAGAAUGCGACUUCAUCGAGUUCAAGAUGAAUUUCCCCAGCUCCUCACACAUGGGAGGUGUGUGGGAACGCAUGAUACGAACAGUACGCUCCUCUCUAUCUGGCCUCCUCGAAGAUCAGUCAACGCAGCUAGACGACGAAGGGUUACGUACUCUCUUCACUGAAGCCGAAAACCUCGUGAACAGCCGCCCGCUGACCACCGACAGCUUGUCAGACCCACAAGCACCUGAGCCGAUCACACCAAAUCACUUGCUCACUCUGAAGACGAAGGCAGUACUACCUCCGCCUGGCAACUUCUCUCGACCAGAUCUGUACACCAGAAAGAGAUGGCGCAGAGUUCAAUUCUUGGCUGACCAAUUCUGGCUCCGAUGGCAAAGAGAAUAUUGUCUACAGCAGCAAAAGCGUCAGAAGUGGAACAAGACCGUCCCUAACGUCCAAGUUGAUGAUAUUGUUCUGAUUUGCGAAGAUUCUUCCCCAAGAAAUGAAUGGCCUCUCGCCAGAGUCACCCAAGUCUAUCCCAGUGAUGACGGACUCGUUCGCAAAGUCUCCCUCUUCUAUACUGAAUCCGGAAAUAAGAAGCUUCUGGAUAGACCCGUACACAAGUUAAUCCUUGUUCAUCGUCCGAAGGAAGAGACGACUGAUGCAAGUUACAGAAGGAAACUUCGAUAGACCGGAGUACGACCCCGUCGGGGAGCCAGCAGAAAGAAUUACCCUCUUGAACACUAAGAACACUAAGUUUAUUUUGACAUUUAUUUUAUUGUUAAGUCAUACAUUUCACAAUGUAUGGGGGAGCCAUGUAACGCCUUCCCAGUUGUUUUGUUUAACACGUGACCCGGUCACGCGCAUCCGGGUUUUCAGUUUUUUGUAAGCUCGACUAGAGAGCGGAGUGUUUUUGGCAACGUCGCCCAACGCAGUUCUUUAGGCUUCGCACGAAGCAUGUUGUAAUAGCCAUUACAGUCUUUGACGGUCCCUUCGGUCCGUUAACAUCUUGUGAACCAGCAUUAAACGGAACUAAGGAUCUUGUUAGACGUUUUGGUCAUUGUGGAGUGAACCUUUCAGAAUUUCUGCAACGCAUGUUGCCCUCGCGCCGCCUUCACCCAAAAGCGGUCGCUACACCUGCUUCAACAUUUAGUUGGUGUGCAGUUCUUUUUCACAUUUUGUUGGACAACUGCCCGCACAUAAUAAUAAUAUAUCAUGUUCCCCCAGUCGUACCUUCAUGUCACUUUAGUUACUUCAUACUUCGUGCAGUCUUGACAAGGUCUUAAAAUUUACCAGUUGUCUUGAAAAGUCCUUGAAAAGUACUUGAUGUCUUUAUUAGGUCUUGAAGAGUCCUUGAAAUUCACUACCUUGUCUACACCAGCCACCAUUUUAUGUAAAAUAAGAUUAUUUUGCCAAUGAAAAUUUGGCUCAUCCUCGGUAUAAGAACCUGUAGAACUCAUGGGGAACAUGUUUGUGAACAAUAGUUCAUUUCUGUUUCUUGAUUCAAAAUGCUAUUCUGUACCUCAGACGCAAUAAAUAAUUAUUUUAAAGCAAAAUAAUGCUUUGUAAGGUGUUUCUGAAGAAGUAAAUAACACCAAUGAACCAUAUUUGGCUGACACCUCAAAUUCAGCUUUACUGGUCAUGUGAUGAUCUUGUGUUUACAUUUUUUGAAAUCUUCAUGUGAACUAAACUUUGUCUUGAAGUUACUGAUGUCAAUAUGUUCUUUUUGCUUUUAUUUCAGAGGAAUUACAAGUAAAAGAUUCAAUGUAACUCAGUCUAAGUACUCAGUGCCAUGCCGUGUGUUUGACUGAUGAGAAACUUACCUCACCUAGUGCUAUCUGUAGAAUUAGCAUGCCAAAAGAGAUGAUAAAUGGGUUACCCCUUGAUUCUCUAGCACUCAAGAAAAUAACACGGCCCAAGCAGGUUAUCCCAGUGAAUCACAGUAUUCCAUCCGGCAAUAAAGGAAAACAUACGACGGAUCCAUUCAUCAGUAACAACAUUUCAAGUCUCACGCAGAAGUCCGAAGGAUUGCAUGUUCUUGAUAGUGCUGAUGGAGUGGAUGACAUUGAAGGUUCUCCAAUCAUCAGGCGGAAAGAUCGGCUAGUUCAGGAAAUAGAAAACAGUCUGGCAGAAAUUGAGGAUCAUUACUCAAGCACAGGUAAACUGGAGGAGGAAAAGUCAGUUGUGGAAAUGGAAAGGAACUUGUUGUUGAAAGAUAUUGAGGAAACCAUUGCAGAGAUUCAAAAUCAUGUGGUUAAUUCCUCUGAACUGGAACUUGAGAGAGGUGCCCUGCAAGAAGAAUGUGAUGGACUACGAGGUCAAGUUGAUCAUUUAAAAGUGGUAUUGGACAAUCAAGUUGAUGGGGUAAAUGAUGAAAAAACUGAUUUAGGCAUUGAAAAACAAAUCAUAGACUUGAAAGCUGAGAUUAAUGCACUGACUUUAGAAAAUGAAAAAUUCAAAAGUAAAGUAAGAAGUGAUGAUGAUGGAGACAUUCCAUCUGACUUGAUGAGUCGAGAGUUAGAGUUGUUGCAUGACGAAAAUGCAAACUUGCAAAAGUUGCUGCAUAUGGCUGAAGAAUCGGAAGAGAACAUGGCUAAGGAGUUUAAGUCAUGUCAGUUAAAGAUAAGUGAUGUACAAAGGCUAAACGAAAGCUUAAAGAAGGAGAACAAAAAGCUAAAAGCUGAAAAGGAACAGCUUGAAUUAGACAAAGAAGACCUGGAGGAAGAACUUGACAGCUUACAGAAACGUUUCAAAAAGAAUCCUGAUCAAAAUGGAAAUAGUUUGAUGCUUCAGGUAAGAAGGUCCUUAGAGUGACCAACAUCAAUAAUCUCCCAACAAUAUCCACGAAUCAUCAGGGGAAAGGGGUGUGAGAAUUUAUAAAAUGAUCAAUUAACAGCAUAGGAAAAAUGCUUUGAUCUUUAAUUUAAUUCUCUCAACCCAUUCUAUUAGAAAAUGUAUGGAGAACAGUCUGGGAAAUUAUAUGUGGAUAUAGGGGGCCGAAAGGGUCAAUAAACCAUAAAUACUGUUGACUCUCUUGAGAGACCAUUCUUAACCCCUUCUUAGGGUUUAUUUGAGAGUUGUGGGCUGGCAUUGCAGACUUUCCGUGAUUCAAGAAAGCAAUCAGUGCAUCGCAACAAUACACAGCAAUAGCCCAUUCAGUUACAGGUGAAAACGAGGCUCGAGUUGACCUUGUUUUGAUACAACCCUUCCGGCUUUAUUAUAAAUUAUUUUCAUAAGAAAAGGAAAGAGGUUUGUAUCAAAACAAGGUCUAACUCAACCUCACAUUCAUAAAAAGGCUAGGAUGCUAAGCCCACAACUGUAAAAUGGUCUAUUGAGACGUGAAAGAAUGAUUGUCGCUAAAAAGUUGUGUACCAUUACUGAAAUGACAAUUUUGAGAGUAAAUUUAACAGUUGCUUGUAUUAACUAGAUGCAGUCAAUCUAUCUCAGGAGGAUCAUGGGCUCCGCUUUGACAAGUGCUCUUCGUCGUCAUUAUUUUAUUUUCCAUGUUUCAAUACAGUGCUCCAGGUUUUUUUAGAACAAAUCCUUCUUUUACUCCCAAAUAUGACCAAAGUCAAAAUUGGACAAGAUUUCCAAGUUUCACUCAUUUGACUUGAAAAGUUAGCAUUGCGGUUGUGCGAUGUAAGCAGCUAUUGAUAUUGUGGGGGUGUGUUCCAGCAUCGCGCUCGCUACACGAUGAGAUACCAGGAAUUUCAUCUGAUUUACAUCUUGCCUUUAUUCUUCUUAAUCUUCCUACUCUUCAAACUCUUUUCUACUUUUCUACUCUUCUCUACUAACUUCUACUUACUAGUAAAAGUAUAGUGGCGGUUUUAAUAGGCAAAGCUGGACAUGUUUGGAUUAGCUGGCCGGAAGAGUUUCUAUUGUAUGUCUUAUCGCUAACAUUGCAACAGGUUUGCUAUUGUUAGGGAAUAGAUUAGCCUAAGCACAGCCGCAACUGAUAAGUACCAAAGAACGAAGGUCAGCUCUAACACCACAAACACGGCCACUUGUAAAAAAACUAGCAUCUGACAAUGCCAAGCGAAUAACAUUUCUAAUAUGGUAACAAGUAAAUUAGCGAGCUAAGCAUGAAUUCAAGUACAAGUAAAAACAAAAGAUCAAAACAGGAAAACAGUACGUGGACAAAAACAAGACUUAAUGAAACAAAAACUAAACUUAAAAGUUGAGAUAGAUCCGUCUUAAAAAUAACUUUCAAAAUACUUCACAACAAUAUAAUGAAUGUUUUUUUUUUUUCAGGAAUCAAAAGAGGAGUUAGCGAAAGCACAGAAGAAAUGUUUACUUCUGGAGAAAGAGAAUAACACACUAAAUAAGAAGAUUGAUCAGUUCGAGAAGGAAAUACAACAACUUAAAGACCAGGGACAGGAAAAGAAUUCCGCUUCUAGUUCGAUUCAAAAACCUACCGAAAACUCCCAACAAUUGAAAUCAGCACUUGAAAAAUUGAACAAGGAAAAUUCUUCACUCCACGAGUCUUUGGAAACGGCAGAAAAAGAGAUAGAAACUUUGAAAAGUGAACUUAAGAAAGAGAAGGAUGAAAAAGAAAAGGUUAAAGCCAGUGCGAGCGAAAAUGGAAAAAAGAAGAAAAAUAAGAAAGAAAAGGCAAAAGAUGACGAAAACGAAAAAGAUAUCGAAGGUCAAGCCGCCGAAAUGGAAGCUUUUAAAAAAGAGAUUUAUAAUUUGAAAAGUGAGUGCGAAGCACUUUCGGAAACCGUGGCGAGAACUGCAAAUGAAAAGCGAAAGCUUACAACGGAUGUUGAAGGACUCAGUGAGGAAAAAAGCAUGCUUGAAUCGAAAGUCAAGGAAAUGGAGGAAAGAGUCGAAGAGCUGUCAAGGGUGAAAUCCGACAAAGAGGAAUUGGAAGCAAAUUACUCAAAUCUGAGAGUUUUUCACGAUGACCUUUCUCGCAAAGUUGAAAUUGCCAAUAAAAAUAUCAAGGAAAGAGACGAAAUUAUUCAGAGAGCUAGGAAGGAGAAAGACGCCGUCGAGAAACGGUGUGAAGAAUCGCAACGAACAGUGGACAAAGUACAAGAAGAAUUGGAGGCUUCGAAGCAGGAUUUAUCAUCCAAAAGUGAUGAAAUAAAAUCGUUAAAAAGGAAUUUUGAAGAAAAGCGAAAGGAGUUUUCAGCACUUAAUGAGAAUGAAAGGAAAGAGAAACAAAAGCUUCAAGUGGAAAUUCGCGAACUGUCUGAAAAGUUGAGAGUUAAAGAUGAUGAAAUGAACUCUGUUACACAGGCUAACACAGCAAAAGGAUCUGAGCUUCAGAAUUUGAGAAGAGCUGUUGACGAAAUGCGGAAAGAACUCAAGCUGACAAAAGAAAGUCUUCGAGACGCAGAAGAAGCGAAAAUGUUUGCUGAAAAGAAGGCUGAAAGGGCCGCGAAAGCGAUGGAAGAGCUAGAAAAGUCAAAUGCUGUUAUAAACGACAUGGCGAUGGAAAAGUCUCUAGAACUUUCCCGUACCAAGAGAACGCUUGAGAAAAGGGUGGAAAAGUUGUCGAAAGAAAACACUGAAAUACGAAAGAAAUUUGGGCUAGACGUGCUGGCAACAUCCACUCGAUCCCACUCGCCGCCUAGAUUAUCUCCUGUUACGGUUCAAAUGCAGAAGAUCCCAAGUCUUGAUGUAAACCUCGAGCACCUGUCUCGGCCCUCGGAAAGACGACGGAGUGUCGAAGCAAGACGAGGUAGCAGAGAGGAUAGUCUUGAUGUAAACCUCGAGCACCUGUCUCGGCCGUCGGAAACACGACGGAGUAUCGAUGCAAGAAGAGGUAGCAGAGAGGAUAGUCUUGAUGUAAACCUCGAGCACCUGUCUCGGCCGUCGGAAACACGACGGAGUAUCGAUGCAAGAAGAGGUAGCAGAGAGGAUAGUCUUGAUGUAAACCUCGAGCACCUGUCUCGACCGUCGGAAACACGAUGGAGUAUCGACGCAAAAAGAGGUAGCAGAGAGGAUAGUCUUGAUGUAAACCUCGAGCACCUGUCUCGACCGUCGGAAACACGAUGGAGUAUCGACGCAAAAAGAGGUAGCAGAGAGGAUAGUCUUGAUGUAAACCUCGAGCACCUGUCUCGGCCGUCGGAAACACGACGGAGUAUCGACGGAAAAAGAGGUAGCAGAGAGGAUAGUCUUGAUGUAAACCUCGAGCACCUGUCUCGGCCGUCGGAAACACGACGGAGUAUCGACGGAAAAAGAGGUAGCCGAGAGUAUAGUCCUUCGUCUCGCAUAAUGAUUCCAAAUGGGCCAACUUUUGAGCAAAGACCAAGGCGAUCCAGUUAUGAUAGCGAUGCUACGCGCGAUUACCAGAAUCAAAAUCAUGUGUCGGAAUAUGUUAAGUCUCGGCGAAGCAAAGAGACGCAGAAUGCGCCCGAAUAUAGAGUCAAUGUUGUGGCGUCGGAAGUUGUCCCAACCCCACCCAAACAGCUUACUGUCACCAGUUCUGUCGUCCAUGUGGCGUCUGCAGUACGCGCAGAUCAGAAUUCAGCACCAGUUACACAUAGUUCAGGCUAUAGCCAGAGGAGAGAGCACGAAUGGGCUAAUGAAGAAAGGAGAAUUGAAGAACCGAAGACGGAAGAUAGAGAAAGGUAAUGGAAUAAUGUAAUAAGAACUAGAAACGAGCCGAGUGUGCGCUUAGUGCUGGCGGGUGUUUAUUGCACUUGUAGCCUGCGAGAAAGCUCUCCUAUUUGGGUAAGCGAAGUGAGCCUCGCGAGAACGCGCGAGCGAGGGGGCCGAGGCCCCUCGCGGCCUCGCCGCUCGCUCGCGCGUUCUCCCGAGACUCGCUUCACUCGCCCAAAUAGGAGAGCUUGCUCACUUGCCGACUAGAAUCGGAUGUAACUAAAACGGGGAACGGGGAUCGGGGAACGAGCCCGGGAAACGGGAAAAUGUAACCCUUUCCUGUUCCCCGUGCUCGUUCCCCGUGCCCCGUUCCACCUUUAAGUAACAUCAGAAUAAGCUUAGAUGUCUGUAUUUUUUUAGUGACACUUGAACGCUGACCGAGAGGCGGAGGAUGUCCCCCAAAUGGAGAGCUUGCUCGCAGGCUAAACACGUUUCUGAAAACUACCCAAAAUGCAGAAUGAGGUUAUUAAAAUAUCGAGGGACUAAUAAAGAACCUUUUACAUUUCAGACUGUCUGAUAACACAUCCAAGCAGGACAGCAGUGAAGCCGCGUUUCAAGUCAUUGGCUAUCGCAAACCAGGAGGAAAAGUUAUUCAUGAACAUUGGGUGUGAUGUCCGCGAUAAUGACAAUACCGUACUAGUGAUUCCUAACAAAAUGCACGUCAUUUUCAUUUACGAUUAGGUACCAAGUUUUCAGGUUUUCAAACAGCCUCGUUCUCGGCGUAAGAGAGGCUCUGGAAACGAGGCUGCUUGGUUUUGUAAACACAUUUCGCUUGGUUAAAGUUAAAAUGCGAAUUUGUAAGGUAUCAGUUGAAAGUUCUUUUCAGUAUCUAUUACCUCAAUGGCUUGUGUACAGCCGUCCCCUCCCCUCAGGAGAAAAUGGAGAAAAGCCCUGGGGGGAGGUGACGGCUGUACACAGAACUAUUUAUUACCUGAAUUUUCAUACAUCAGAAAUGGUCUUUUUCAAUGUUUCACCUUUGUUAUCGAAAAAAUUUUGGUAAAGUUGUAUUUCCGUGCAAACUUUAUUGCAUACCAGAGUUUUCUAAAUAAAAGCAUUUGUAUACACACUGUUUCCGAAUAUUCCUUUGAGUAGAAGAAGUAUAGCUAAUUUUGUGUUAUGUAUUCCUACUAUAUUUGAGCUGACACACCCAUCGACAGUUAGUAUACUACGUUGUUAAUAGACUGAAAGCAGUUUGUUAUUUUUCUUUUUAGUCACAGUAGAUUGCGAGAUUUUACUUUUUCUCCCGUCGCACUUGGCUCUGAGGAGAGAAGGACGACUCUCCGGUCUACGUUGGUAAUUUUUUACGAAACUGGGC
This is a messenger RNA of Porites lobata, 16825 nucleotides long. NCBI's taxonomy places the organism in Eukaryota, Metazoa, Cnidaria, Anthozoa, Scleractinia, Poritidae. The record is from the annotation of a GenBank genome assembly.